Python bivittatus (Burmese python) is the source of this 4011-nucleotide messenger RNA. NCBI's taxonomy places the organism in Eukaryota, Metazoa, Chordata, Lepidosauria, Squamata, Pythonidae. The record is from RefSeq and is a predicted model, not a curated record.
CUGCCCUUUCUGAUCUUGUUCCCAUCAUUAAUGAUCAGUCACAAUAUAUUAAUCAUUUAGAGGCUGAAGUCAAGUUUUGCAAGGAAGAAAUGUCUGAAUUGAAAGCACGUAUACAUGUUGUUGUACUUGAAAAUGAGAAGCUACAAAAUGAUCUGAAAAUGGUAACAGAGAAGACUUUAAGAGGGCAAACUGUCCUUGAUGCCUCAGUACCUCUCUCAAAUGCUGGUGGUAUAAGUGGUGAUUAUUCUCAUGUUUGUGGAGCUGCUAAAUCAUCUUGUCAUAUCAAUGAGCAAGCCAAGGCACCUACACUGGAGUUGGAAAAGUGGCAAUUGGAACUGGAAAAACUAAAAUAUCUUCAUGAAGAAAAGACUGAAGUGUUUGAAGCUCAGAUCCAGUCUCUACGAAAGGCAUUGUCAGAAUCACAAAAAAACUGUGAAGAUUUGAGCGGAAGAUUAAAACAUCAGCAUUUGAUCAAUGCAGCAAAUAGUUCUAGUAGGCCUGGUGGGCUUUGCUUAAAUUGUGCACAGCAUGAAGCAGUUCUUUCCCAGACUCAUUCAAAUGUCCAUAUGCAAACUAUUGAAAGACUAACAAAAGAGAGAGACGAGUUAAUGACAGCACUUUCUACAAUAAGAAUAAACUUAAAUGAAAUGCAACAGAGGGAAUGCAGUGCUUAUGAACAAGUAAAACAAGCAGUACACAUGACUGAAGAAGCUAAUUUGGAAAGAACUAAGGCUUUAGUCCAGUGUGAACAGCUUAAAAGUGAAAUGGAGAGGCAGAGAGAUCGCCUUGAAAAAGAGUUAACACUUCAGCUAGAUAAGAGAGCUGGAGAGCGAGAAGCAGUUCGUGAAGAAAUGAAGAAAGAAAAAGAAAACCUGUCAUCACUGGUAAUGUCUUUAUCUCAGAAUGUUGCUGGUCUGGAGACUCAGAUUGACAGAAUUACAAGGGAAAAGACCUCUCUAACCAAUCAGCUGGAAGAAGCUCAGAACCAGCAUGCUUCUCGUGAAAUGGAGAUCAAUAAGGUGUGUGGAGAAAUACGUUAUCAAUUGAAUCAGACCAAAAUGAAGAAGGAUGAAGCAGAAAAGGAGCACAGGGAGUAUAGGACAAAAACAAUAAGGGAACUUGAAGUUAAAGAUCAGCAAAUUGAGAAAUUACAAGUAUUGCUUAAUGAAAACAAACAGCGCUUAGAACAAGCACAGCAGGAUACUGCAAAAGCUAAAGAUGAAUGUCUGAAACUAACAGAAUUGCUGGGCAAAGCUGAGCAACAACUGCAUUUUCUCAGAUUAGAAAAAGAGAACAUUCAGCAUAGCUUUAGCAAUGAGGCAAAGACCCGAGUCCUUCAGGCUCAACAGAGAGAGCAGGAGCUGACACAGAAGAUGCGGCAAAUGGAGGCCCAGCAUGAUAAAACUGUAAAUGAACUGGAAUCAUUGCUGAGUUCCCAGAAUGCUCUUCUAUCAAAAUUAAAAGAAGAAUGUUGUCAAUUGGCAAAGAAGCUUGAACAUGUCACUGAAAGAAAUAGAUUACACCAGCUUGACAAGCAUUGCCAGACUUCUGCCCAGCAGCUUGUGGAGUUACUCAACAAACAGAAUGAGCUGUACAAGGAGCGGCAGAUGCUUACAGAAGAGGUGGAUUUUCUGCGGACUCAGGUACCACUGAAAACCAGGAGGGAGAUUCACGACUUUAGUUCAUGCAGACCAAUUUUCCCUCCUUUUUUCUUUUCAGUUUAUUGAUAUUCCAUGGUAGAUGGGCGUUCUCAUUUCUCAUUGAACCAGGAUUUUUAAAGCCCCCCCUCCACACUUUUUCUUUUCUUUUUUGUCCUUGUGGUACUACUGCAGAGCUGCUGAUUUCCUCUCUCUUGUUUCUUGGUCCCAUUUUGAGUAUUUCUGUUAGCAUUCAGCAUCUGUUUCGUUUGCAGCAAUUGAUUAGGCAGAGUCAUCAAUAUAUCAUUCUGCUUUUAUUGGCUGUGCUAAAGUGGUAAAACACAGGUUGAGGAAUAUACAUUACCAUUCACAGCAGUAGUUUAUAAAGAUGAAGAGAACCUUUUCCCAAAAGUGCUUUAAACUUCCUGAUUUGAUGCAACUACCCAUUCCUUGACAAAAAUUCAGCAAAUUAUAUUCUGGCAUAAAUCUAUCACCUCUUUUGAAGGAAAAAAAGACAACUGUAGAUGUGUCCUGAUACAAGACCUCUGUUAUUUGCUGUUAAACACGAGCUAUGUUAAGAAAUCAUGGAAGCCUUGUUUUUCACAACGUAUUACUGUGAAAUAUAUUUCUGACCUGUCAAUAAUGCAACCAAUACAAGCAAAACACUUUGAAACCUGUUUACAGGAUAUUAGUUCAUUGUCAACCAUUUUUUAAAAAAGAACUUAAGCACAGAGAAAAGCAGAAUAAGGAUGCGGACCCCUACAAGUGGUGAAGGUCUGUCUUUUGUUUUUAUCUUUCAGUUAUCCUGUGCCCCACAGCCAUAGUUGAAAACACUUUGGAAAGACCUCAGUGAAGUAAAAUGCCAAUUCCUUCUUUCAGCUCAAAGACCUGAUGUGCUUAAGUAAUUAAACAUUUCCCAAUGUGUCUUCCCAUGUUGGAGAUGUCAUCCCAUCCGAUUUGGAUUGUCAAACGUUUAGGUCUAAUAUCUUUAGAUACUCAAUAACUUGUUCAUCUUCUCUCCAGAAGACAGUUCUGGUUGAAUUUCUGAGGAAUUGCUUAUAUUUUUAGAUGACUGGCGGUUGUGCAGUUUUCUAGAAGCUAUACUGGACCAAAACCGGUUUUAAAUGCAGUAUUAUUUCCCCCUGCGUUCUUCAUUUUUAACCACAUUUUUAAAACCAGAUAUUUCCCUCUAAUGGGAGAGGCUGUGCACACAACACCUCUGAAUUAAGAUGUAGUAUUACUCCCCCAUGAGUACAGAACGAUUCCCCCAGUAAGGCUGAAAUCUGCUGUUGUUAUAGCCUUUGCAAGAAGAUGGAAAACUUCCCUUCCUACAGCUCUGGAGCUCAGUAUUGUUUUACAUUCUACAAUAUUUAUCAGUGGUAUUGGUAUUGCUAUUUUCUAUUAGAUGGUACCUUGAGGCUUGGAAUGGUAGGUUAUGUAUGAUGGGAAUGUUAUUAGUCUGAAGGCACUAAUAACACAUAACACAUUUCCCCAGAUGACAAGUUAAUUUAGAAUCUCUUGUGUCUAUUUUAUCAGAAUGCUACGAGAUUCAAAAUUACCAUAAUUAUUUUAUUAAUCAUAUGGUUGGAUAGCACUUUUAAAUCCAUUAUUUAAUCUGUAUGACAGAUGUUCUUUCUGAAUCUAAAUGCAAAAAUGUAAUAUAAGUAUUUAACAAUAAAAAACAACCCCAACAUUAUUUCCAAUUCUCAGUUUCAUUGUGGUUCAGAGAUAGAAAACUUUUAAAGCACAUGAGGUUGUGCUCUUUUCUCUAAGAUGCUGAUUGGACUGUAGAGUUGUUUGCACUACUUAGUGCUUGAGGACUUCAAUAAGCCAUUUUAGAUAUUAGUUUGAAACAAUGGCAGCAGGUCAGAUAAAUAUGUCAUUCUGAAUGGUUUUAUAAGUAGUUUGAUGAUCAUUGAUUUUUUUUUAUCCUCAUAUAGUAGGAUAUAAUAAUAUAAUAUAUAAUCCCCAGACAAAACUGUCUUCUAUUUGAAGUUGCUUUUCCUACAUAUAUCAUAUUCUCCUUAGAGCUUGAUAUGAUGGUAGCAGACCUUUAUGUUUAAUAAAUGUCAGUCUAGCCAAACAUCAUAUAACAUUAAUGUUGGGCUGAAUUCAAAGAACAAAAAGGGUAUGGCGGUGGAAGUGGCUGAUUCUUCAAUCCCUGCCUAUGGCUCUAACUAUGACUUACCUUUAUAAAUAUGGUCUUAAAGUAUGAACUUGUCCUAGCAUUACAAAGCAAGUAUAUUUGCUGUAAGUAUUCUUCAGCAGCUAGUAGGGUCUGAAAGAGCUGUGCUUCUCUGGGGCUCUACUGCUGCAUUUAUCUAUCUAGCUACAGUGGGGCAAAAAAGUAUUUAGUCAGCCACCAAUUGUGCAG